Salvelinus namaycush (lake trout) is the source of this 11529-nucleotide messenger RNA. RefSeq lists its product as uncharacterized. Gene Ontology annotation, cellular component: cytosol; cytoplasm. Bases 9 to 8636 code for a protein of 2875 amino acids. Lineage: Eukaryota; Metazoa; Chordata; Actinopteri; Salmoniformes; Salmonidae. Gene Ontology annotation, molecular function: chloride channel inhibitor activity; potassium channel inhibitor activity; protein serine/threonine kinase activity. The transcript has 16 exons. The record is from RefSeq and is a predicted model, not a curated record. Gene Ontology annotation, biological process: intracellular signal transduction; positive regulation of sodium ion transmembrane transporter activity; protein phosphorylation.
ACCACGAAAUGCUCCCGAUUGGUCAGAGCGGAGGAGUUCCGAACGUACCUACUGGUCAGAGUGGUGGGAUUUCCGCCAUGUGCAUUGGUCAAAGCAGUGGUGGGGCACCUGUUGGUCAGCAGACUUACGUUCAGCCUGUUGCUAUGGCAACGCAAGUCUCACCAGGUGUACCACAGCAGUAUUCUCAGUCAUACCAUUCAGAUGGAUCACAGAUCGCGCCAAUGGCCCCUUCCCAGUCCUGCGCAACCCCAGUCUCGCCCCAAGCACAGCUUAACAUUCUUCCAGCUCCCAUUUCAGUGGGAGACCCAACAGGACUAGUGGGAGUUGGUGGCAUGGAGGCCAUGGUCCCUCUCCCACAACAGACCCAGGCCAAUGUCACCCCUAACAUCAUGCAGGCCUCUGACAUCCAGAUGACACCCCAGCCUUUAACCCAGCAAGCACAGCCUUUCAUGAUUACCCAACAGCAGACCAUUGUUCAACAACAGCAGGUACUGAUGGAGCCACAGCAGCAGCAAAUGGAGGCUCAACAAACCACCCUGCUUCAGCAGCAACAACUACACCAACAACAACAGGCCAAUGUAAUUCCCCAGAAGGCGGUACUGAUACAGCAACAUAUAGAACAACAGCAGCAGACUAUAGCAAUCCAACAGCAGCAAACUACUGAGCUUCAGCAGCAAGUGUAUGUGCAGCAAGCUUUGGUUCAGCAGCAGCAGCAACAGCAUCCUCAGCAGCAGGCCUUACUACCACAACAACAAUCAAUGGACCAACAGCAGCAACAACAACAGGCAUUGUCAUUACAGCAAGUGGAUCAAACCCAAGCCUAUGUGCAACCACCGCUAAACGACCUACAACAGCAGCAACAACUGCAACAGCAGCAAACAUUGUUACUACACCAGCAGCACCAGAUUGAACAUCAGCAACAACAACAAGCGAUGUUACUAGAACAACAACAGCAAGUGUACAUACAACAGCAGCUUGAGCAACAGCAGCAACAGGCGUUGCUACAAAAGCAACAACAGGCACGACUACAACAGCACCAACUGGAGCAACAGCAAGCGCUGUUACAACAGCAAAUAUUUGAGCAACAGCAGCAGCAAGCGAUGUUACAGCAGCAGCAACAAGAGCAGCAGCAACAGCAAGCCUUAAAGCAACAGCAACAACAGGCGCAACUACAGCAGCAACAGCUGGAGCAACAGCAAGCGCUGUUACAACAGCAGCAGUUCGAGCAGCAGCAAGUGCUCCUACAGCAGCAACAACAACUGGAGGCUCACCAAGCGAGCCAGAUCCAACAACAACCAGAAAUGGAUCUACAACAGCAGCAAUCACUGCAUCAACAACAGCAAGCUGUGCUGCAACAACCGACCCAACUACAACAACAGGCGGUGGUCAGUCAUCCAAUCGACUCACAGCAAGCUGUGCUAAAGCAACAGUUGGAACAACAGCAAGCCCUGCUACAACAGCAACAGCUUCAGCAGCAACGAGCAGUUUUACAGCAACAGCAAUUGGAGCAACAGCAACAACAGGCACAACUGCAGCAGCAGCUGGAGCUACAACAGCAGCAAGCUUUGUUACAACAACAGAUCGAGCAACAACGGCAACAGCAGGCGUUGCUACAACAACAACAAGCAGAGAGACUGCACCAACAGGCUUUGCUACAACAGCAGCAGCAACAGAUUCAACAACAGCAAGAGACUGGGCAAUCGCAGCAGCAAAUCGCCAAUAUUCAAUUACAACAAAGCGAGAAACAAGAGACCACUUUGAUUCAGCAACAAUGUGAGCAGUUGCAAGCUUUGAUUCAACAGCAACAAAUUGAUGUGUGUUUGUUGCAACAACAACAACAACAACAACAACAGCAAAACACUGCUAUGUUUCCAACUAAUCACGCUAGCCUAACGCAGCAGCAAGUGACAGAACAACAGCAAGUAUUGCUGAUACAACAGCAACAGCAGCAGCAGCAACAAGCUGUAUUACUGGAGCAACAACAACAAGCGUAUGUUGUCCAGCAACAACAGCAGGGCCAUCAGAGCUCUGUCGUUGAACCUCCGCCUCAGAUCCCCCUUGUAGCCCCAACCCUAUCAACAGCAGAGGUUAUACAGGCCAUGCAGGUCCAAGCUCAGAUGGCUGCCCAAGCCCAGGGUCAGGGAGCCAAACCUGUAGCCAUUCAGCCACAGAUUCCCAGCCAGGCUCCACUGGCUGUAGUGCAAGCCCAUGCCCAAGUCCUGGCCCAGAUUCAAGCUCAGAAUGAAGCUCACCCUCAGAGCCCGGGCCAUUUCCCAGUCCCAGUACUCCAGGCCCGGCCCCAGCCUCCACUCAAAGCCCAGCCCCAGAUGAUCGAUGUCCAGAUUCCACCUCACGUGGUGGCCCCGAUCCAGGCACCAAGUCCUCCGAUCCCUAUCCAGUCCCAGGCUCCUAUAGUACAGGCUAUCCAUCAAAUCCCAGCUCAAAUACAGGCCCAGGCUCCAGUGCAGUCUCUCAUCCAGCAGACUCCCCAGAAUCUGCAUCCAACCCAAGUUCUGAAUCAGACUCCGAUUCCAGCAGUUGUUGAGACUCAGAUGAUGCCUCCUAUGAGGCAGAGUCCAGCUCUGGUCCAACCCCAACCUCCAGUCUCAAUAACCCCCAUGCACAGCCAGAUCCAAGCCCAACCCCAGCACGAGUCUCCAGUGCAGCCCAGUGUUCAGCUCCCAGGUCUAGCGCAGCCUCUACACCGCCCCCAUGCUCCAGCUGUACUACUGGCACCGCAGUAUGUCACUGCACCUCAGCCCACCCAACAGCAAGCCAUACAGCCAGUCCUGCAACAACAACAUCAGGACAUCACACAACAAGUUACCCAACAACAGCAGCAGCAGGUACUGUUGGAGCAACAGCAGUCCAUGGUGCAGUACCAGCAGAUGAUGCUGUCUCCUGGAUCUGUUGGAACUGUCAUGGCGGCCCCUGCCUCCACAGUCAUAGACCCUACCACCUUGGUCUCUGCUUCGCCUCAACACAUACAACAACAGACUGGGCAAGUGUAUAACCAAGGCCAGCAGGUACAGCUACAACCACAGGUACAGCCUGUCCCACAGCCACAACAGCAGCAGCUGCAAGUAACAGGAAGCCCAGCUGUGGUGCAGCCGUUAAACCAACCCAUACCUCAGGCCCAGUCUAAAUCUAUGCUGCCUCAACCCAUCCCCAUGGAGCAAUACCAACAGCAACAGCUGGUGCAACAGGUUCCACAAGUCGUACAACAGAAACAGCCACAGCAGCUUCAGGCUCAGACAACCCCAGCCCCAAUUCAGCAGGCUCUGCAGUCUCAGCAUCAGCAAGUCUCAAUUCCCGACCCAAGUCAACUGGCUUAUCAGCUUCCUCAGAUCCCCCCACAUCUGUUGCCCCAGCAGCCUACUGUUAACCCAGCACAGACAGCAUCCCCCAGUAACGUGCCCCAGCUCGGGACUCAGACUAGAGCCCUACCCUUGUACAGUCAGGUAGUAGCAGGAGCAGGAGGUCCGCCACCAUCCCCCCAGCACCAAGCUCAGCUGACACAGCCGCUACCCACCCACACACACACCCAGAUGGCCAUGCAAGCUCAGGCACACACCCAGACCCAGAUCGCUGAGGCUGCAUUGGCGGACUCCACCACCGAGCAACAGCCCCCUCUGAAUCCUUCCCAGGCUACUUCCCUCCCUCUUCCACAGAUGCCCCCCAGUCAUUCUCAUACAUCGUCUCACCCCCACCCUGCCUCCCUGCCACCCCUCCAUCCUGCUACCCCUGGCCCAGAGACUCAGCCCACCCCACCAGAGAGCCAACUAACCCUGUCUGGCCUGGCUGAUGCCCCCUCGGGCCCGACCUCUCCCCCGGCUGUUGCCGCCACUGCCCAGCCCCUUGACUCUAACGCCCCCUCGCUGCUGCACCCCACCUCAACCUCGCUCCAAGACUGUGACCCUGCUCUGCUGGGCAUUGCUCAGGAGAGUCCAAACCAGUCUGGCACAGAGAGACACUCCUCUUCAGGUGCUGUUCCAGCCAAUGGGGAUGGGGAUCUACAGAUGUUGUUAGCCAAUGGAAAACUAGAGAGGGUGAAGUCUCAGAGGAGAUUGUCCUAUCGGGGGGCAGAAAAAGGAUCACAUGCAUUUCAACUGAGUAUGAUCCAGGUGUCCGGCUCUGGGGACAACAUGGUGGAGUGUCAGCUGGAAACCCACAGCAACAAGAUGGUCACCUUUAAGUUCGACACUGAGGGAGACGCACCUGAAGACAUCGCAGAUUACAUGGUGGAGGAGGAUUUUGUCCUUGAGUCAGAGAAAGAUACAUUUGUGGAAGAGCUGAGGUCCAUUGUCAAGAGAGCUCAGGAAAUUCUCCUCGCACAUCAACAGACUGGAUCUAUGGAACAGCUGCAUGUGAGCUCUCCAACAGGCACAGCAAUGGACUGGGCGCCUCAGUCGUCUCCGGUGGGCAGAUGGAGGUUCUUCAUCAACCAGACCAUCAGACACAGAGACUCCACGUCCAACCAGGGAGGAGCGUCCACCCCUCCACCUCUCUCGACCGGAGAGGUCAGGGUGCCCCAGUCUACAGACACUGACAGAGAGGGGGGCGGAGGAUCCCAGAGAUCGGACUCCUCCUUCGCUGGAAUGGUCUCCUCUCCUCCUCCCCGCUCCACGUCCACCCUGUGUGUCCCUGCCACCGCCUCCUCCCCCCCUGCCUCCGCCUCCACCGUUUCUGCCCCUGCCUCCAUGUCUGCCCCCCCAGCCUCUGCUGCCCCCGCUCCUGACACGACUGCCUCUGCUGCCUCUGACAGUAGGGUUUCCGCCCUGACGUCUAGUCUCGCUAGUGCAGUUGUUGCCUCAGUCCCACACCCAGUCCCCGCUGCCUCGGCUGGCCUAGGCCUAGACCUGCAGGCUUCCAUUGACCAAACUUCCAGUGCCACCACAGCAACAUCCUCCAUCCCAACCACCGCUGCCAACCUCCCAGUCCCUACCAUGGUAGCUGCUUCUGCCACCAUCGCGACCACUACCACCCCCUCUCCAACUGAAGCUCUGACCUCCCCAGCUACUAGUGGGGGCUCUAUGGUGAGCCAGGGCCAAGGACCAAGCCUGGGUGAUGUAGUAAAGGUGGCCACCCUAGGACAGUGUGUGUCUGGAGGGGACCACUCAUCCACUGGCUCAAUCCACCCUCCAGUGGCUGUGGCUGCAGCCGUGACCUCUCCUCCUGUUAGCCGUGCCGGUCUGGAGCAGCAGCAACAAACUCUGCCUCAGAUGCAGUGCAUAGCAGCCCAGGCUCAGCCUCAGGUCUGGUUACAACAGCAACUCCAGACAGUGCAACAGGUACAGCAGCAGCAACCGCUCCUAGAACAUCAGCAACAACAACACCUGAAGACUGUGCAACUCCAACAGGUACAGCAACAACAGCAAGAGUACCAAGAGCAGAUACAACUGCAGCAGCAGAAGCAGCAACACACAUUGCAACAAUCUAUUCAACAGUUGCAGAUGCUGCAACAACUACAGCCACAACAACAGCAGCAGUCUGAGGUACAUUUGCAGCCCCAGCUCAGUCACACAGAGCCGUUACAACAACAGUGUAUGUCCCUGCAAUCACAGACAGAGAUGUUGCCGCUGGCACUACAACAACAGACUCAGAAAAUGCCUGUCCAAAUGCAGAAUGCAAAGUACAACGCACAGUUAAACAUGCAACAGCUACACCAGUUGCCACCACCACAGCAAAAACAACCAGUCAUUUCACAGCAACAGGCAGCGAUUGACUUGCAGCCACAGCAUCAGCAACAGUUAGCUCUGCAACAAGCACUGCAUAUUCAGCAGCAACAGCAAAUGCUCCAACAACAGCAGCAACAACAACAACAGCAGCAGCAACAACAGCAGCAGCAACAGCAGCAACAACAGCAGCAGCAACAGCAAAUGCUCCAACAACAGCAGCAGCAACAUCAGCUGUCAGUGAACCAACAGUAUGUCCAACAACAAUCAGUACAGCCACUAAACAUGGCGCUGGUACAACAGCAAGCUCAACAACUCCCUCUAGAACAGACACAACAACUAGUACAGCAACAUCAGCAGCAGCAGCAACAACAAAAACAACAAGAGGUUAACCCUCAGCAGCCGCAGGUGCCCCAGCAGGCUCCUCUCCAGAAGCAGCCGUCAUUACAACAGUCAGAGUGGGAGAGGUCUACAGAGGAGGACAGUGUGACAGAGGAUACAGGCAGUCACUCUGCCCCUCUACAUCCCUCCUCAGACGUAUCUCUGCCCCCUCUGCCCCUCAACAUUAACACAACCUCUGAUGCCCCCCUACUGCCCCUCUCCCUCACCCUGACCCCAUCCCCAGUCCAACCAUCCUCUGUGGCCGAGUCGGACAGCGAGGGCCCUCCCAAAAUCGAGUUUGUAGACAACCGCAUUAAGACUCUGGAUGAAAAGCUGAGGAACUUGUUGUAUCAGGAGUAUAGUAGUGGGGCAGCUGUGACGGGGGGAGCUGCUGUGGCUUCUACCGCAGGUGCCACCGCAGUGUCAGCAGCGUCUACAUCGGCAGGAGGGGAUGAAUCCUCGGAGCCGCACUCGCUCCAACCCUCCUCCUUCCCUUCUCCCGUGUUGUCCUCCUCAGACACCUCUCCUCACUCCUCCUCCUCCACCACCUCCCGCUCCUCCUCCACCUCUCCUGACCUGGAAAGAGGGAGAGGAGUGGGGGAGGAGGCUCCACCAGCAAACCCGGUGGAGCAGCAGCCCGGCCCGUCUCUCUCCUCCGCCUCCCUCGCUUCCUCCCUCCUUGCCUCCCCACACGGAGACUCGGCCGGGCACCCGCCUAUCCCUGGAGAACUCACCGUUUUUGCUGCCCCCCCUCACUCUGACACCAGUACCCCAGGAGAAGUCACUACGUGGCCCCCAAAUCUGCACCCCAUCCCCCUGGGCCCUGGAUCGCCGCCACAGCACAAUGCAGGAGGUGGAUAUUUUGGCCUAAACCUGACAUGUCCUAGUAUCAGAAAUCCCGUUAGCAAGAAAUCCUGGACUCGCAAAUUCAAAAGCUGGGCGUGCAAACUGCGCCACUCCGCCAGCUCGUUCAAGAAGCCCAGAGUCCAGCAAGACGGUCACUCUAGUGGCAGUCAGGCAGUCAGAGAGGAGAGAGAGGGGGCUUCCUCCAACCCUCCUCACUCACUCAAGGGACGAUUUCAGGUCACCGCAGUGCCCCAGCCCCCUGAGGCCUCUCCCCUCAAGGAGGCAGCCUGCGGUACGGGCAGCAGCCACAGGAAAGUGGGGCGCUUCUCUGUGACCCAGACUGAGGCCCAGAAAGAGGAGAAAGAACUGACGGACAGCUCCCCUGUGUCUCCUGACCUGGAGAGAGAGAGGAGGAGGACCCGAGGGAAGGAGGGAGAGAGGGAGGAAGGGAAGAGGACUCCAGCACUGAGCCACCCACCCCGAGGACAUGGUCAUGGGCAUGGUCAUUCUCCCCUGGGCAGUAGCGAUGAUGAGGAGAGUGAGAUGGAGGAUGAAGACCUGAGGAAGGAGCUGCACACGCUGAGAGAGAAGCACAUCAAGGAGGUGGUGUCCCUCCACGCUCAGCAGAACAGACAGCUCCAGGAGCUGUACAGACAGCUGCGCUCCCUCAAAGACCACCGGCAGACCCUGCCCCGCACCCCACCCUUCCCCUCAGGGUCCCCAGCCCUCUCCCCCCGCAGGCCCAGGCAGGCCAAAGCCAAGCUCCGGCCCAGGCCCCACAUGGACAACAAUGUACUCGCUGGUCACCCCGGUAUACAACAGUCCAGUAGUUUCUCAGGGGGAGAACAGAGAAAACUGCCGCCAUACUGCAACCCAGAACAAACCACCCUACUGACUACCAAAAGAGACCACAGUCCUCCCUACCAGGGUGCCAGAAAGAGCAUGUUCACAGAUGACUUGCACAGACUGGUUGAUGAUUGGACGAAAGAGACAGUGGGUCCCGCCGCUCCCAAGCCCUCGCUCAAUCAGAUCAAGCAGAUUCAGCAGGUGCAGGAGUUGGGAGGGUGGCCACAGGCCACAGAGGUGGCUCCUCCUGGUUGGUUCCCUGUGGCACCACUGAACCCCCAGGCCUCCCCAGCCCCCUCCAGCCUCACUGCUCCAACCCCAGCUCAGUACACCACUGGGGGGAGCCUGAGCCAGUGGAGAGGGGUGGGGGGACCACCAGGACCACAACAACAACAAACACACAUGCCUCCAGUCCCUCAGCUGCAGCAAAGUUUACAUCUCCAGCAAGCCCAGCCUACUCACCCAUUACAGAUACAGCCCCUAAUCCAGACUCCACUACUGUCUCAGUCCCUGUCUCCCGUAGAGCCACAGACAGGGCAACAACAGAUACCCCAGCAGCCCCAUUUAGGUGUAGGAGCCCCACCUCCAAAUCAGAAUAAACCUCUGUUGCCUUCCCAGGUGUCCCCGUCAUCUCAGCUGGCCCUAGCUCAGCCUGGGUGUCUGAUUCCUGGGUCUAGCAACAAUGCGGUAGUGGAGCCCAUAGACACUGGCGCUGCUCCUGCUGCUGCUGUUUCUGCCUCCGGUGGCCCCGGGGGGACAUUGUGCUUCUGCUCCUCCUCUUCCUCCUCUUCCUCCUGCUCCUCCUCCUGCUCUGCUGCUGCUCGACCAUCCAGUGCCAAACUUCACCCCACGCCCCCAACCUCCACUCUUCCUCUGGGACAGCAGUAAAAAGAAAAUGAGAGGGGAAGAGUGUUAGAUUAGGAUGGAACGAGGGAAGUAGAAAAAAGAUGGAGAUGAAGGAUGUGCAAAAACCAUGUGGAAAGUUUGAGAUUGUGUAUGUUAUGAGAGGUAACGUCUGACAAUGAGAAAAUGGACGCCAUUAUAUUUGUAAAGAUGAGAUGGGAAGUGAAUGUGAGAGAUGGUUGAGUCUAUGUAGACAGAGUAUGUACAGACAGAGGUCAAUAUGGAACUCUGGGGGGGUGUGUUUGAGAUGUACAAAAUUAGGUAAUGUGUGUGUGUGCGUGUUUGUUUGUGUUGCCAUUAAUUCCCUCAGUACGUAUUCCUUGUGUGUUUUGACACCAAGUAACGGCCAUGUUAUUUUUAAAAUCCAACUAAGUUUGACCCAGAACUCUUCCUCCCAAGCUGAGACAUGAAGGAACACAAAACAUUGACAUUAUUAUGCAUUGACAUAUAUUUUUUUUGUUUUUAUUUGUCAAUGCUUACUUAUAUCGAAAAGGACUAUGAAUUUUAAAAGUGCAAUUAGUAACUGUCAUCUAAAUUGUAUCAUCCUGUGAUGUCCUGAUUUGUCUGUGGUGGCGUUUAACCAAAUAAUUUUGUAGAAGCACGUUAACAACCAAACAUUUACGCAUUAACUGACCUCUUACAUGAGUAUAGCACAAAUGUUUCAACAGGCUACCAAUGAGAUAUAAAGCAGGUGCAACAACAGCAUGUUACAGUAACACCACAGAGCAUGGUAAUAGUGGUGCUACCUGGCUAUUAUCACUACCACAAUGCCACUAAGCACACUGUUGUACAGUGUAGUGCACGGGCAAGGCAUGUACUUUGUGGAUUAUCAUUUUUUACAUUGAUAAAAAGUGUCAAUCAGUAGAUUAAAGAAGAUUUUAAAUAACAUGUUGAGUAACAUGAUUAAAUUGUGAUCAAUAUAUGCUGAUAUUUUGAUUUAAUUGAUGAAUAUGUUCAGUGAGCUUUCAUUGAAUAAACACUCAUCAAAACACUAAGACUGCAUGACCUUACGGCUACAAUGUACCUUGACUUGUCGGAAAUCUGCUUGCACUUGUGCUUAUAUUUCUCACGUCUGCUGCUGUGCACAACAACAAACUCUGAGGUAAUUUAUUGAUCAGAAAUAAAUCUGUUUUAUUUGAGCUAGAAUCAAUUUGUUUUAGGGAAAUGUUGAAUUUCCUCACUACCAAUCCCUGCACUGCAUAUCAAAGGUGCAGUUAGGAAAACUGAUAAGAAAACAAACUGCCAAGUCAUUUUAUGGAAUGGGGAAACCAACUGUAUAUGGGCUGUCCUCAUAUUGCCUUUUAGAAUUAAUACUUUACUGUGUGUGUGUGACUGUUUUCUUUUGUGUGACAAAAGCUUUGUAAUAUUGCUGCACUGCAUCACAAAUCGAAUCCCCACUACUUCCAUAAAGCAGACUCUCACAUUAGUUGUUACUGUACCAGAUUGGCCCAGCGUGUCAUUGUAAAUAAGAAUUUGUUCUUAACUGACUUGCCUAGUUAAAUAAAGGUUAAAUUAAAAAAGUGUAAUUUAAAAAAAAAAAGUUUGUUAGACAGCAUUGUGAGAGCCUCACUGGGCUAUUUGUCAAGACCGAGUACUUUUUCUGGAUUUAAUUAUUAGUGAACAUUUUUGUCCUUAACAAGUUAUUUUACGUGUGAAUUACUCUUUUGUAAAUUCGACUAGAAGGAUCUGUUAAGUGCUGCAUGCACACAGCAAAAGGUUUACUGACUUCCAUUUCUCAACUUACUCCAGUGAGUGACAGAUACAGGGAUGCACAUGGACAAUGAGAUACAGUACAAUCAUCAUUGCAUUUAGCUAUACAUACAAAUCUGACCAUUGAUAAAUACAUUUUCUGAAAGCUUACUUGGUACUAUAAGUUUUACAGUUAAUGCAGUAUUUCUGUUUUUAUUUAAAUGUAUAAUGAUAGAGUUUUUCCCACAGCAAAGAGGAGAUUGUAGAGCAUAUGUGAAAUACUGCUUCAUAGUGAGCUGAAAACGCACUAAAACUACUGAAAGUGGAAGGAGGAAAAACAAAACAUCCAAAUUCCUUUUGGGGAGCUAAAACAGUUGGUGCUUAAAGUUGUUCACAAACUAAACACUUUACCAAUUGCAUAUGAAUAUAUAGUUUAACAUAAUGGUUUUCAGUAUUUAUGUUUUAUUUUUAUGAGACAACCCACAUUUUCACAGUAAUAUAGUUUAAUAUUAUUAGUGGAGGGGAGGAAGUUACUGUGCUGUCAAGUCAAUACUAACAUGUUGACCAUAUGUCACAGCUUUGAUGAUAUUCAUGAAAAGGAAAUGUGGAACUCGCCCUGAUGUGUUACCAAAAUGUAAUCUAAAGGAAAAAAAUAUUAUUUUUGUAUUUUGAAAUGGGGUUGUACAAAAUGUAAAAUCGUGUCCUGAUCAGUAUUUUAAAAUAUAUCUGAGGUUAUCUGACACUAGAAAACAUUGCUUCUCAUCUCUGUUGGAGUCCCCCCAGGAUAUAUUAUAUUCCUCUCAGACUUUGUGUUGAAACAGAGUAAUAGCUACAUCAUGUUUCAAUUGUGAGAGGUUUUGUCAGUAUGGUUCUAAUCAUAGAGAUAUACUGUAUCAACUUGUUUUUAUCUCUACGGAAACUUGAUUCACUGGACAAACAAUGAAACACCGUCAAGAGGUAGGCCUAGACUACCUUUAGGCCAUUGGGCUCAUCUAACACACACUUGUCCUGAUAUUACACCUGACUGAGAACCAAUGAUUUAGAAGGACAUUUAAAUACAAAAACCUAGAAAUAAAACAUAUGUUUCUGGUGAUUUAACCUCUGUAAUAUUGUAACUAAUUCAAUUGUUGAUUUUAUUUAUGUUUUUGUAACUAAUCAAAAUAAAUGGUGUUAAACAUCAAACUGUUAA